AUGGGACACCCAGGCAUGCCACAUUAUCCGCCCAUGGGAAUGCACCCUAUGGGUCAGAGACCGCCAAAUAUGCCGCCAGUUCCACAUGGUAUGAUGCCUCAGAUGAUGCCCCCCAUGGGAGGACCACCAAUGGGGCAGAUGCCUGGAAUGAUGCAGUCAGUAAUGCCUGGAAUGAUGAUGUCUCACAUGUCUCAAGCUGCUAUGCAGCCUACAGUUCCGCCAGGGGUGAACAGUAUGGAUGCGCAAGUAGGAGUAACACCUCCUGGAACUCAGACAACACAUCCCGUAGUUUGCGCAGCCCAGCAAACCACCACAACCAGCAGUUCUGUUAAUGAAGAGCACUCUAAACAGAAAUCUACAUGGACAGAGCACAAAUCACCUGAUGGAAGAACAUAUUACUAUAAUACUGAAACAAAGCAGUCUACAUGGGAGAAGCCGGAUGAUCUCAAAACACCUGCUGAGCAAUUGUUGUCUAAGUGUCCCUGGAAAGAAUAUAAAUCUGAUUCUGGAAAGCCCUACUAUUAUAAUUCCCAAACAAAGGAAUCACGCUGGGCAAAACCCAAAGAGCUUGAGGAUCUUGAAGCAAUGAUUAAAGCUGAAGAAAACAGCACAAAGCCCGAAGACUCAACUCCAACGACUUCUGCUCCAGCUGCUGCAGCAGAAGCAACAAGCACAACCACCACAGCCACAACUGCUGCUGAAACUGCUGCUGUUACCACCACCACUGCGACUUCUGCAGCAACGGCAGGCACUGAAGCAGAAACUGCUGCGGCUUCUUCUGUGGUAGAAAAUGACAGCACUGGCACAGUUGCAGCUGAGGAACAGGGACAAGCAACUUCUGCAACUGCUGCGCAGGAACAGAGUGCGGAAACUGCAGCUAACGCAGCAGAUGACUCUUCCAAUCAGGAGGCCUCGGCAGAUGCUGCUUCAAAGAAAGAGGAUGAUGAUGCCCAACCAGUUAAAAAAACCUAUACGUGGAAUACAAAGGAAGAAGCAAAGCAAGCAUUUAAAGAACUGUUAAAAGAAAAGCGAGUGCCAUCGAAUGCUUCUUGGGAGCAAGCUAUGAAAAUGAUCAUUAAUGAUCCUAGAUACAGUGCUUUGGCAAAAUUAAGUGAAAAAAAGCAAGCCUUUAAUGCUUACAAAGUUCAAACAGAAAAAGAAGAGAAAGAAGAAGCAAGAUCAAAAUACAAAGAAGCUAAAGAAUCCUUCCAGCGUUUUCUUGAAAACCAUGAAAAGAUGACAUCCACAACAAGAUACAAAAAAGCUGAACAAAUGUUUGGGGAGAUGGAAGUCUGGAAUGCGAUAUCUGAGCGUGAUCGUCUUGAAAUUUAUGAAGAUGUCUUGUUUUUUCUGUCUAAGAAAGAGAAAGAACAAGCCAAACAGUUACGAAAGAGGAAUUGGGAAGCUUUGAAGAACAUACUAGAUAACAUGGCUAAUGUCACUUACUGUACUACUUGGUCGGAGGCUCAGCAGUAUCUGAUGGACAAUCCUACGUUUGCAGAAGACGAGGAACUUCAGAACAUGGAUAAGGAGGAUGCACUGAUCUGUUUUGAGGAACAUAUCAGGGCAUUGGAAAAAGAGGAGGAAGAAGAAAAACAGAAAAGUUUGCUUAGAGAAAGAAGGCGGCAGCGUAAAAAUAGAGAGUCUUUUCAGCUAUUUUUAGAUGAACUGCAUGAGCAUGGCCAAUUACAUUCAAUGUCCUCUUGGAUGGAGUUGUAUCCAACCAUAAGCUCUGACAUCAGAUUCACGAAUAUGCUUGGUCAACCUGGAUCAACAGCACUUGAUCUUUUCAAGUUCUAUGUUGAAGACUUGAAAGCACGUUACCAUGAUGAAAAGAAGAUAAUAAAAGAUAUCUUAAAGGAUAAAGGAUUUGUGGUUGAAGUGAAUACUUCUUUUGAAGAUUUUGUUACGGUCAUCAGUUCGACUAAAAGAGCCACUACUUUAGAUGCGGGAAAUAUCAAGCUGGCUUUCAACAGUCUGCUAGAGAAGGCAGAAGCCCGUGAAAGAGAAAGGGAAAAAGAAGAAGCUCGCAAAAUGAAGCGGAAAGAGUCUGCCUUCAAGAGUAUGUUGAAGCAAGCUACUCCUCCAAUUGAAUUGGAUGCUGUCUGGGAAGAUAUCAGAGAUAGAUUUGUGAAGGAACCAGCAUUUGAAGACAUCACUCUGGAGUCAGAAAGAAAGAGAAUAUUUAAGGAUUUCAUGCAUGUACUAGAGCACGAGUGUCAGCAUCAUCAUUCAAAGAACAAGAAACAUUCUAAAAAGUCCAAAAAACAUCACAGGAAGCGAUCACGUUCCCGUUCGGGCUCAGAGUCUGAGGAUGAUGACAGCCAUUCAAAAAAGAAAAGGCAGCGUUCAGAAUCCAGAUCAGUUUCUGAGCGUUCUUCCAGUGCAGAAUCUGAGAGAAGUUACAAAAAGUCAAAAAAACACAAGAAAAAGAGCAAGAAGAGAAGACAUAAGUCUGAUUCACCAGAAUCAGAUAUUGAACGAGAAAAAGACAAAAAAGAAAGAGAGAGAGAGAGCGAAAAGGAUAGAGCUAGACAAAGAUCUGAAUCUAAACAUAAAUCUCCUACUAAAAAACGACCUGGAAAAGAUUCU
This is a messenger RNA of Cariama cristata (Red-legged seriema), 2592 nucleotides long. RefSeq names its product PRP40 pre-mRNA processing factor 40 homolog A (S. cerevisiae) (gene PRPF40A). Gene Ontology annotation, biological process: mRNA cis splicing, via spliceosome. Gene Ontology annotation, cellular component: U2-type prespliceosome; U1 snRNP. Lineage: Eukaryota; Metazoa; Chordata; Aves; Cariamiformes; Cariamidae. Gene Ontology annotation, molecular function: RNA binding; protein binding. The transcript has 24 exons. The annotation marks the transcript as partial. The record is from RefSeq and is a predicted model, not a curated record.